AUGGACGCUCCAGUAGGGCCCAAGUUACUCCAGCAAGCAGAGAAGAUUCUCCUGCAUCCUAUCCACCCGCAAUUAAUUUCGUAUUGCCCGACUAUGGAUCUCAUCGCCCUCGUGACCGAUGAAGAGAAUUUGGACGUGUAUCGAGUGAACGGGCAAAAGGCGUUCGGAGUGAAGCGAAAGAGCGACGAUAUCACCGUCGAGACGCUGAAGUGGCAAUGGAACGGCGCAGGGUUGGCAGUUGCGUGGAGCGACGGAUGUGUGGAUGUCUUGGGGGUGGAGACAGGGAAGGUGGUACAUGGGAAUGUCAAGCUGCCUGCAACCAAAGGUGGAGAACAGAGCCGAGUCAGCUUCAUCGGCUGGGGAAUCAACUUCAUCGAUGCCAACAGGGUCAAGAGGAGGACCGGGGAGUCCAAGAAUGGCAAAGGCCAAACCAAAAAGGAUGCCAUCGAUCUCGGUGUCCCGACGACCGAACACUGGGAUGCAUUCAAAGAUGACACGAAUCUCGAGGACUUUGUGCAGCGCCAACCGGAUUUCGCAAGCCUGGAUAUCGCGCCAGAUCUUCCUGAUCAAUUCGCCAUGAUAGAUACCGAGACAUUGCUCCCAAAACUCCCCGUCAUACCGCUGCCACCUGCGAAUCCGAUGAUGCGUUUUAUGCGUCAACCGGUGGAUGCAGGUGCCUUCAGCUCGCAAGCUGAAGUCGACGGCUUGUUGCACUCGCAGCAUCUAAGAGAUCACAAUAGUGUGGAUAUGUUCCUUAGAUGCACGGAGGAGGGUAGUGUGCAUCCGAGCAUCUACGAUUCGAUGGAGGCGGUUGAUGUCAGGCUCCCAACAGCUUGGGGUGUGCAAAGUAAAGUGGUGAUGAGCGCGAGCCAUCCGUAUGCUUGCACGUACUCGCUGCUCAUGGAAAUCAGGUCACCAACAAACACCCAGAAGAAGCUCGCAUGGGUCCCACUAACGCUCGGGUUCAUUCCCUCGGCGGGAAUCUACCUCCACCUCAUCGCGGCUAAAACUGCGCAGCUUCAGAAUCUCCUCUCUUACCUCUCGCAUACACUGAGUCGUAUCCACACAUACUUCAAACAAACCCAGGAUCUACCUGGAAAAUUCAUGAACAACAUCAGUGAGACGCUGGAAGAACACAGAGAAGGAACUUUGAUACAGAACUUGUAUCAUCUCGCCUGCACCGGACACUGUCCUCGUCUCAUCCACGAAUGGCUGGUCGACGAGCUCGCUGAGCAAGGCCAUAAACGCUGGGACAAUGCUGUGACAUCCGGUCUUGCCACUGUCAUCCAACUUCUACACGAGAAUUUCCUUCCAGCUCUGGACCGCUGCUCGAUCAUCAUAUCGCGUUUAAAGGGUCUUGCCGAGUUUCAUGAUCGAGACUGGAUCUUUAGCGGACCGAUUACAGCCUUCACCGCGCUCGUCGAUGUAUUGGGAACGCUGAGGCUCCUAGCGAACACGACGUUGCUGUAUGCCGCUGACGAGAAGCGGCACUUUACCAGCUUCAGCAAAUGGCUGAGAUAUAGCAUCGACUUCGAAGCCACAGAGCCAGGGAGCCACUCACGCACAGAGAUGGAAUUGCAGCCUCCUGGUGUCGACAUCGGCAUCGUGCUCGAAUAUAUCCAAUACGGAAUGUCGAACUCUGAUCUGAAACCUUACCUCACAGGUUCCAAGGAGAUUCCUGGAGAGGCAAGCGGCUACGAAGAUGCACUCAAGGCGAUUGAGCUUCUACGACGGGGCGGUAAGUACAAAGCGGAAGCGCUGUGCUUGGAGAAAGUACUCUUGCAGUUUGGCGACGGCGUGCGAGGUCUGCUAAAGCAAGUGAGUUACUGGCAGGAGAACAACAUCAGCAUGGACAGUGGGAUCGUGCUGGAGCAGAGUGAUAUUGGCGCGCCGCUGGACAUGCGCGUGGUAUCGGAGGUACGCUAUCCCACUCCACAUCCAAGUUUCAAUAAUUCGUUGACCAACACACAGCCAAACACGGACACACUAUCCACAUACAUCGCCGUCCCCACUGCCACUAUUCCAACCACAUCCCUCAGUCUCUACCGCCUUAUUCACGAACCCCGAAUAUCCACCCUCCCAUCCUCCCUCCGCGCCGCCUCCGUAACAACUCUCAAAGUCGAAGCAUACCUCAUUCUUGACGCAAAAUUCGCAGAUGAUGCGAGCCUCCUGCUCCUCCUGCAAUCCAUAGGUAGCCCCAAGACAUGCUCCAUAGUGUCUUUCGCAUAUGGACCGUUCGGUGACGAAGCUUCCGCCAAAGGCGAUCAGAACAUCGCAUACACAGCCCUUGACACGAAAACAAUACAAUCCACACUGCUACCCGGUGGUCGCGCUCUCCCCGCUUCUGCGCGCCAGACCGUUGACCUCACGGCGGAGAUGAUUUUGAAGCAUACACGGCAUGUGUUUGAACGCAGAUUUACGCCCCUGAGGUUGAUCGUCAAUGGGAGGAAGGGAAGGAGGGUGGUGGUUGUGUUGGGGAGCGAUAGGAAGCAUUAUCGGGUCUUGGAUUUGGAUUUUAAUGAGAAAAGAGGAGUGGAACGAGAAGAGGAAGUAAGUAGUGGGGAGGAUAGUGAUGUUGAGAUGGCUGGAACCUAG
Molecule: messenger RNA, 2595 nt
Organism: Didymosphaeria variabile
Lineage: Eukaryota; Fungi; Ascomycota; Dothideomycetes; Pleosporales; Didymosphaeriaceae
Exons: 1
Coding region: 1-2595 (864 amino acids)
Biological process (GO): positive regulation of mitotic metaphase/anaphase transition; protein K11-linked ubiquitination; anaphase-promoting complex-dependent catabolic process
Cellular component (GO): nuclear periphery; anaphase-promoting complex
Source: RefSeq, a predicted model, not a curated record